UUCUGAUCGUGUAGUGCUGGUGCGUGGCCGAGGAGGGUCCGGGCAGAGUCGAGCUGGAGCGCAGCGGCGGCUCCGAGGCGGCUGUCAGUGACCCACCAGUAGACACGACCAUGCAGAAGACACCGAUCAUCCUCGCUAAACCGCCCACCGACAGGCCCAACAAGCCUGCUGCCAUGCCUCCGCCUGCAGCUGGCACCCCAUCAGAGAAGCCAAUCGUGCUGAUGAAGUCUCGGGAGGAAGCAAAGACGUCUGGAACAGGGGACGCCUCAACACCCCCCUUGGGCUCAGCCAAGGGAGAGAAGGAGGGGCAGAGACCCACACAGCCUGUCUACCAGAUCCAGAACCGUGGCAUGGGCCCAUCAGCCCCCAGUGCUGCCGUUGACCCUGUCAUUGGACAAGCAAAACUCCACCCUCCUGAGAGGAUGAAACACAGUAUAAAGCUGGUGGAUGACCAGAUGAACUGGUGCGACAGUGCCAUGGAGUACCUUCUGGAUCAGACAGACGUGUUGGUGGUGGGAGUGAUCGGCCUCCAGGGGACAGGCAAAUCCACUGUCAUGUCUCUCCUAUCAGCAAAUCACCCUGAGGAGGAUCCCAGGUCGUAUGUGUUCCGGUGCCAGACUCAGGAAAUGAAGGAACGUGGCGGGACGCAAACUUGCGGCAUUGACUUUUUCGUCACCCAGGAGAGGGUCAUCUUCCUUGACACACAGCCCAUCCUGAGCCCAGCCGUACUCGACCAUCUCAUCAACAAUGAUCGCAAGUUACCGCCCGAAUACAGCCUGCCACACACCUACGUAGAGAUGCAGUCACUGCAGUUGGCUGCCUUCCUGUUCACGGUCUGUCACGCUGUCAUCAUAGUCCAGGACUGGUUCACCGACAUUAACCUCUACAGAUUCCUGCAGACAGCGGAGAUGCUGAAACCCUCCACGCCUUCCCCCAGCCAUGAGCUCAGCGGGGGCUCUGGCACUGAUGAAGGCACAGAAUACUACCCAAACAUCGUGUUCCUCCAGAAUAAGGCCCAUCGUGAAGACUUCUGCCCUCGAAACCUGAAGAAAAUGCACACGGUCAUCAACAAGCUGAUGUUGCACUCCCACCUCAAGUACAAAGGUGCCAUAUCCAUGUUGGACUGCAACGUCUUUCCAGGUUUGAGCAGUGACUUCCUGGAAACUGAGGUCAACCUGUUCCUGCUGCCGGUAAUGGAAAGCGAAGCUGAUGAAAACCUCUCAAGGGCAGGGGCCGGUGGGAUCUCGCUGUUCCCCCUGCUGCCUGGUUACAGAGGGUACCCCAGCUUCCAGGGCUUGAUUGGGAAACUCCGAGGACAGGUCCUUUCGAUGGCGAGACCACAGCUCUCUCACACUAUCCUCACUGAGAAAAACUGGUUGCACUACGCUGCUCGAAUCUGGGACAGUGUGAAGAAAUCUACAGUAUUAUCAGAGUACAGCCGUCUGCUCUCCUAGCAGCCAGACCAGUUAAUUGACGUGGCAGGCGGCACCUGGACUGAAUCCCUGUGCCCAGUGAUCUCUCCCUGACCCACCCACUAAUCCUUCCCUGACCCACGCCCAUGCCCACUGAUCCCUCCCUGACCUACGACCGUGCCCACUGAUCCCUACCUGACCUACGCCCGUGCCUACUGAUCCCUCCCUGACCCGCCCACUGAUCCCUCCCUGACCUGCCCACUGAUCCCUCCCUGACCCGCCCACUGAUCCCUCCCUGACCUACGCCCGUGCCCACUGAUCCCUCCCUGACCUACGACCGUGCCCACUGAUCCCUCCCUGACCUACGCCCGUGCCCACUGAUCCCUCCCUGACCUGCCCACUGAUCCCUCCCUGACCUACGCCCGUGCCCACUGAUCCCUCCCUGACCUACGCCCGUGCCCACUGAUCCCUCCCUGACCCGCCCACUGAUCCCUCCCUGACCUGCCCACUGAUCCCUCCCUGACCUACGCCCGUGCCCGGUGAUCUCUCCCUGACCUACGCCCGUGCCCGGUGAUCUCUCCCUGACCUACGCUCGUGCCCACUGAUCCCUCCCUGACCCACCCACUGAUCCCUCCCUGACCUACGCCCGUGCCCACUGAUCCCUCCCUGACCUACGCCCGUGCCCACUGAUCCCUCCCUGACCCGCCCACUGAUCCCUCCCUGACCCACCCUCUACCUGUUCUGUCCCGCCUUUAGCUGCAGGUUAGAGGGUCAGGUCCCGGAUGGAGGGAGGGGAGGAACUAGUCAGAAGGUGUUUGCCCAUCCCUCCCUGCCCCUUGGGUAAGAGUUACAUCUGUACCGCAGUUCUGGAGAGGAGGCUGUUCAUGUAUGAGGCAACCUUUAGUUCCUCUCAUGCCUGUUGGUGUCUGUUUCUGUGUGUGUGUGUGUGUGUGUGUGUGUGUGUGUGUGUGUGUGUGUGUGAGCGUGGGCAUGCCUGUCUAUAUCCGUAUGUCUUUGUGUGAGUCUGUGUGUGUGUGUGUGUGUGUGAGCGUGGGCAUGCCUGUCUAUAUCCGUAUGUCUUUGUGUGAGUCUGUGUGUGUGUGUCUGUGUGUGUGUGUGUGUGUGUGUCUGUGUGUGUGCGUGGGCAUGCCUGUCUAUAUCCGUAUGUCUUUGUGUGAGUCUGUGUGUGUGUGUGUGUGUGUGCGCGGGCAUGCCUGUCUAUAUCUGUAUGCCUGUGUGUGAGUCUGUGUGUGUGUGUGUGUGUGCGCGGGCAUGCCUGUCUAUAUCUGUAUGUCUUUGUGUGAGUCUGUGUGUGUGUGUGUGUGUGCGCGGGCAUGCCUGUCUAUAUCUGUAUGUCUUUGUGUGAGUCUGUGUGUGUGUGUGUGCGCGGGCAUGCCUGUCUAUAUCUGUAUGCCUGUG
Molecule: messenger RNA, 2831 nt
Organism: Mobula hypostoma (lesser devil ray)
Lineage: Eukaryota; Metazoa; Chordata; Chondrichthyes; Myliobatiformes; Myliobatidae
Gene: smg9
Product: SMG9 nonsense mediated mRNA decay factor
Exons: 13
Coding region: 111-1454 (447 amino acids)
Biological process (GO): nuclear-transcribed mRNA catabolic process, nonsense-mediated decay
Source: RefSeq, a predicted model, not a curated record